AUGUCGUACGGAUCUAAAGCUGCUGAACGUGUUGCCAAUAAGAUUGUCUUAAUCACUGGUGCUUCAUCUGGAAUUGGUGAAGCAACUGCCAAAGAAAUUGCAUCAGCCGCUAAUGGCAAUUUAAAAUUAGUGUUGUGUGCUAGACGAAAAGAAAAGUUGGAUAAUUUAUCUAAAGAAUUGACUGACAAAUAUUCAUCCAUCAAGGUUCAUGUUGCUCAACUAGAUGUAUCUAAGCUCGAGACUAUCAAGCCAUUUAUCAAUGAUUUACCGAAAGAAUUCUCUGACGUGGAUGUAUUAGUCAACAAUGCAGGCUUGGCUUUGGGCCGUGAUGAAGUUGGAACCAUUGACACAGAUGAUAUGUUAUCGAUGUUUCAAACUAAUGUUUUAGGGUUAAUUACCAUCACACAGGCUGUUUUGCCAAUCAUGAAAAAGAAGAACAGCGGAGAUGUUGUUAAUAUAGGUUCAAUUGCUGGAAGAGACUCUUACCCUGGAGGUGGAAUUUACUGUCCAACUAAGGCAAGUGUCAAGUCGUUUUCGCAAGUUUUAAGAAAGGAAUUGAUUAGCACCAAGAUUAGAGUUCUUGAGGUUGACCCUGGUAAUGUUGAAACUGAAUUUUCAAAUGUCAGAUUCAAGGGCGAUAUGGAAAAGGCAAAGCUGGUUUACGCGGGUACUGAACCAUUAUUAUCCGAAGACGUAGCUGAGGUUGUCGUAUUCGGACUUACAAGAAAGCAAAAUACCGUUAUUGCUGAGACAUUAGUCUUUUCAACCAAUCAAGCCAGCUCAUCUCACUUAUACCGUGAAAGCGAUAAAUAA
This is a messenger RNA of Debaryomyces hansenii CBS767, 813 nucleotides long. RefSeq names its product oxidoreductase. Gene Ontology annotation, cellular component: cytosol. The coding region runs from base 1 to 813 and encodes 270 amino acids. Gene Ontology annotation, molecular function: oxidoreductase activity. The record is from RefSeq and is a predicted model, not a curated record. NCBI's taxonomy places the organism in Eukaryota, Fungi, Ascomycota, Pichiomycetes, Serinales, Debaryomycetaceae. The transcript has a single exon.